AUGGUGCAUAAAGGCAUGACUCUGGGGUGCGGCGCCGACGUGCGCUCGAUUGGUCGGGCCGAGCUGGGCUCCCCCUCCUCGGAGCGAGCCCAGUCGUUCGAGUCGUUCGCCGGGCUGUGUUUGGCUAUCGUCAGCCCGUCCUUUGUGCGUUGUGGUACUAGUAAAUGGAUCCCAUUGCGGCCGCCCACCUGACGAUACAUACCACGUUAUACACGCCGAGAGGGGCAUGUAUCUGCACGGCAGCCCAAGGGUGGACUCCCGCAUGCUCUCCCGUCCACAAAAAAGAAGACGGUACAAAGGACAAGAAUUAACCGCGGGGAGGAGGACAUGGCCAUGCCAUUGGAGAGAGGCCGCGAGUUUGGGGUAUGGCACGUGUCAGG
Molecule: messenger RNA, 380 nt
Organism: Gaeumannomyces tritici R3-111a-1
Lineage: Eukaryota; Fungi; Ascomycota; Sordariomycetes; Magnaporthales; Magnaporthaceae
Exons: 1
Coding region: 1-192 (63 amino acids)
Source: RefSeq, a predicted model, not a curated record